Somion occarium is the source of this 966-nucleotide messenger RNA. Lineage: Eukaryota; Fungi; Basidiomycota; Agaricomycetes; Polyporales; Cerrenaceae. The record is from the annotation of a GenBank genome assembly.
GCUCCGACACUGUCUGCCACAAUGCCCCCGCCUCUUGCUACCACCAUUAAACGAAUCCAUCGCGAGAUUGCUGAUCUCAGGAAGGAAGACCUUGGUGCCAUCAAACUUGCUCCCUCGUCCGACAGUCUAUUCAACUGGAAGGCCACCAUUCCGGGGCCAGAGGGCAGUUGCUAUGAAGGGGGAGUUUUUGAGGUGGACAUCAACCUGGCACCCGACUAUCCAUUCUCAGCGCCUAGAAUGACUUUCCGAACUCGAAUAUAUCAUAUGAACAUAUCCGAUAGAGGAGGUAUCUGUAUUGACAUUCUCAAGCAUAAUUGGUCUCCCGCACUAUCACUUUAUAAGGUCAUUUUGUCCUUAUCAUCACUUCUCACAGACCCCAACCCUAAGGACCCUCUAGUUCCUUCGAUAGCCACCGAGUACGUUCGGAAUCGGGCCCAGCAUGAUCGAACUGCUCGGCAUUGGACGCAACUUUACGCCAAGCCACGACCACCAACACCUCCACCAAUAGCAGCCCACUCACCCUCCCCUGCUCCUUCCAUUCCCAGCUCGAGUUCCCGUGCGAAGGGCAAAUCAAGAGCGUCUCCCGCUACAAGGUCUCCAUUUCCCUCAGGGACAAGAUCAACCGCAUCCAACACCUCUACUCCUAUCGUUAUCGAUGAUUCUGAUGAUGAGCGUUCGGUGUCAAGACCGCAGAAUCGAAAGCGAAAACGAGAAGGAAGUGAGAAUGGUGUUGUGGAUCUCAUCGAACAGGAAUUUGUUGAGCGAAGUAGACGGAGACGGACUGGUGAAGGUGUUGGUCCAGGCAAUUGCAAGUCAUUUUACAGUGCAAUUGCCUUUAGAACGUUGUUUCCUUGAGCUAUUCACAUGUGUCGGAUGACCAUUGUUGAUCGCAUAAGACACGUUGCAUUUGUAUAUACGACGCAAGCCUGAACAGUAGUAUAGCGAUUUAUAAUCCCGUUUCACCUC